Pieris brassicae (large cabbage white) is the source of this 1443-nucleotide messenger RNA. RefSeq lists its product as uncharacterized. Gene Ontology annotation, biological process: regulation of DNA-templated transcription. Gene Ontology annotation, cellular component: nucleus. The record is from RefSeq and is a predicted model, not a curated record. NCBI's taxonomy places the organism in Eukaryota, Metazoa, Arthropoda, Insecta, Lepidoptera, Pieridae. The transcript has a single exon. The coding region runs from base 1 to 1443 and encodes 480 amino acids.
AUGACAAUGGACAUUCAAAACAAUUAUCAAAGCUAUAAAGAGCAAUCUCCGAAUUCUAAAGAGUCUAAUCUAAAUAUUGAAAGUGCGCGAACAUCACAAGUUAAGACCGAUAUGCAGUCUACAGUGAUAACUCCAGGCAAGACCUCCAAACGGUCUUUUGAUGUGGCCUUUCUCAUGAUGCCCGACGAAAAACCGCGACAACUACCACCUGAAAAGCAAUUAAGAGUGUCAAAGCAGAUAUUUAAGACUGAGGAAUGGGAACAGUCUUCGCAGCGACUGUCAGAGAUGUACAAACAUAGCGAUUACUCCAACGACAACACUUUGGACUCGAAGGACGAUGAUGACAGAGCACGCAUAGAUAACAAUAUGUCGCCUGGAUUUGGCUCCGAUGGAAACAUCGACGUUGGCAUCGACGAAUUUCCAAGUAAGACCACCUACGGUAGCGAUUCUGAGUCUUCUGAAAAGUCGCGAAGUCGCCCAAACUCAAAUGAUAGCGCAACAAGACCGCCAAAAUUUUUGCCUGAAUACAAAAAUAAAAUAUUUGACGAUCCCACACUUAUAAGCGUGCAGACUAGAGCUAGAUAUGAAAAUAGAUUUUUCGCUAAGCAACCAGAAGUUUCUCCAAAAAGUGCAUUCACCAAAGUGUCAAAUUUCGGACUUCGAUCACCUAUUCCGAAUCCAUCUGUUAGCCCCGACAAUCUGCUUUACCAGAAUUCUGUAAGCCCACCACUUGCGACAUCACCUCCAGUAAAUAGUUUCAACAAAUCGGGGUUUAACAAUCUGCUAACACCUGCUCAUUUAUUAAAUGGGCAAAACUUCUUCAAGGCCCACAACACACAACUAACGUCACCUACUUAUUCUGAAUCGGUUCAUAUACAGCGCUCCACAGUUCCAAUAAAGACCAUUGACUAUCAAACAAAGUCUAACACAAAGGUUUCACCAAAUAAAAUGAAUUUCCUGCCAUUUAGACCAGAGCUUCCCUACCUCCCUGGCGGUUCAUCAUAUCCUUUUGGAGUUCAGAAUUUUCAACAGUCAAAUGCAGAUUUUAUGAAGUUUCAAACGCCGCAGCGUGAGCCUGUCAAUCCACUCAUAGCCAAUCCUGCAGCUGCAAUAUUAAGUACUUUAUUACCUUCAACUCUGGCAGCUUUCUCUUUGCCCGCACAAAAUGUGUGUGCUAAAUGCAAUAUAAGUUUUCGAAUGACGUCAGAUCUUGUGUAUCAUAUGCGAACACAUCACAAGAGCGAGUCAGCUGUGGACCCCAAUAGGAGGAAGCGGGAAGAAAAGCUGAAGUGUCCUGUUUGUAAUGAAAGUUUUCGUGAACGACACCAUUUGACGAGACAUAUGACAGCACAUCAAGACAAGGAGGGCGAUAUGGAGGAUGUAUUGCCGUCUCAGUCUUAUAAUAAGAAGAGUAAACACUGUUUCUCCAACGUGCAAAAGUAG